CUUUCGACCCUCCAUUCAGCCUUGGACGACUCCACCCAGGUUGCUGGCCUUUUUUUAUACUUUGCACGUUCAAUCGAGGACCGCGACCACGCUCCGAAUUACAUCUUCCUGUCUGCGCUGUUCGAAAACCGCGUUGCGUCAUCGCUAGGUUCCCCUCGCUGCACCACAAACAAACUUUACGAUACCAACUGCGCGACGUUGAUUCUCACCCACAACAACGCAACAACACAACAACAACAACAACAGCAACACCUACACUGUCACUUCUCGUUGGAGAACCAUGCGCCAGAAUGCAGACCGGAGAAUGCGACAGCCAGGAGUGGUGCCGUAGGAACAGCAGCAACGGAGACAACAGCCAUACCUAUCCUCACAUCCCACUCGGCACUCGUGUAGUACCUUUGCUGGCCCACGAACACCCUCCCCUCAACUUUGCGCGCCGGCACAACGCUCCGAUCCCCAACCAUUGUGAUCCCGAGUACCACCACUACCAGGCUUCCCGCACUGUCGCCCUAGCCAACGGCGUUUCCAACCUCCAUACCGAGCUCUCUACGCGUUGCCCCGUGGAGCUGCUCACUAUGAAGAAUCACUCGCUGACCAUAACUUACCACAGCCAGAGCAAGCUCUCCCAGCAGGAGCUAGCCGACCUCCAGAAAGCGACCCACUUCGACAAGAAGGAGCUGCAGCAAUGGUAUAAAGGUUUCUUGAAGGACUGCCCAUCUGGCAUGCUCACCAAGGAGGAGUUCCAGAAGAUUUACAAGCAAUUCUUUCCGUUUGGAGAUCCGUCGUCAUUCGCAGAUUACGUGUUCAAUGUCUUUGACGCCGACAAGUCAGGCACGAUAGACUUUAAGGAGUUCAUCUGCGCUCUCAGCGUCACCAGCCGAGGAAAGAUGGAGGACAAGCUCGACUGGGCGUUCCAACUUUACGACAUAGACGGUGACGGCAAGAUCAGCUACGAGGAGAUGCUCGCCAUCGUGGAGGCUAUCUACAAGAUGGUCGGCUCCAUGGUCAAGCUCCCAGAAGACGAGGAUACGCCCGAGAAGCGCGUGCGCAAGAUCUUCAGGAUGAUGGACAAGGACGAGAACGGCAGUCUGGACAUGGCCGAGUUCAAGGAGGGCUCCAAGCGCGACGAAACCAUUGUGUCGGCACUGUCGCUGUACGACGGUCUGGUAUGAGGGAGGACUGCGUUGCUCAUGGCUCGUCUUGU
This is a messenger RNA of Aaosphaeria arxii CBS 175.79, 1204 nucleotides long. Its product is annotated as EF-hand. Lineage: Eukaryota; Fungi; Ascomycota; Dothideomycetes; Pleosporales. Gene Ontology annotation, molecular function: calcium ion binding. Bases 291 to 1172 code for a protein of 293 amino acids. Gene Ontology annotation, cellular component: cytosol; intracellular membrane-bounded organelle; membrane. The transcript has 3 exons. The record is from RefSeq and is a predicted model, not a curated record.